ACCAAUGGGGAGGCGGAGCGGCAGGUAUGAGAUGGCGGCGGGAGCGCCGGCGCCCGGCGGGCGGAGCGGCGGCAGUGAUGCCAUCUGCAAUUUUGUCAUUUGCAAUGACUCCUCCCUCCGCAGCCAGCCGAUCAUCUUCAAUCCUGACUUCUUUGUGGAAAAGCUGCGCCAUGAAAAACCAGAGGUGUUCACAGAGCUAGUUGUCAGCAACAUUACCAGGCUCAUUGACUUGCCCGGGGCAGAGCUGGCCCAGCUAAUGGGAGAGGAGGACCCAAAGCUGCCUGGGGCAAACAGCACAGCCUCUGGAUUUUUUCGUUCUUUGAUGUCUCUGAAGCGCAAGGAGAAAGGGGUGGUGUUUGGCUCACCGCUGACAGAAGAAGGCAUUGCACAGGUCUCCCAGCUAAUCGAGUAUCUGCACAAAAAUCUAAGAGCAGAAGGCUUGUUUCGGGUGCCAGGUAACAGCAUCAGGCAACAGAUCCUAAAGGAUGCUCUGAACAGUGGUACAGAUAUUGACCUGGACUCUGGGGAGUUUCAUUCCAAUGAUGUGGCCACCCUGCUUAAGAUGUUCUUGGGCGAAUUACCAGAGCCGCUGCUGACACACAAGCACUUCCAUGCCCACCUCAAAAUUGCAGACUUGAUGCUGUUUGAUGAGAAGGGGAAUAAGACCAGCACUCCAGACAAAGAACGCCAAAUUGAAGCCCUCCAGCUGCUGUUUUUGAUCCUUCCCGCACCCAACCGCAGUCUGCUCAAACUGCUGCUGGACUUGCUCUACCAGACCGCCAAGAAGCAGGACAAGAACAAGAUGUCUGCCCACAAUCUUGCCCUCAUGUUUGCACCCCACAUCCUAUGGCCCAGAAAUGUGACAGCAAAUGACCUUCAGGAGAAUAUCACGAAGCUAAACAAUGGAGUGACCUUCAUGAUCAAACACUCUCAGAAACUUUUCAAGGCCCCAGCAUACAUCCGGGAGUGUGCCAGGCUGCACUAUCUGGGAUCCAGAGCCCACACAUCAAAGGACGACCUGGAUUUGCUGACGUCUCCUGGCUCCAAGGAGCUGCAGCCCCUCAAGUCUCAGAAGCGAAGCAGGCUGGACACUUGCCAUCAGGAGGAGACCCAGCAGCGCACAGAGGAGGCACUGAAGGAGCUCUUCCGCCACGUCCACAAUAUGCCUGACUCUGCAAAGAAGAAGAAGCUUAUCCGGCAGUUUAAUAAGCAUCCUACAGCUCUCACUCCUGGCUCUGUACCCACAUCCCCAGCACCACGACGCACCCGCUCGCGCUCCUUCAGCGGCCUCAUCAAGCGGAAAGUUUUGGGAACCCCGGUUAUCCUGGAGAGGAAGAGCAGGGAUGCCACACCAGAGCCCGAGCGAGUCAGCAAAGAGAAUGUCCACCUGUUACAGAAAUGUGGAUCUCCAGCUCACAUGUCCCAAGCAAAGCUGAAAUCUUUGGAGGGCCGGAAAGAGGUGAGACACAGAGAUGCCCGUUCUCCUUCCUGUGGGGAGCCUGGCCUGCUGGGCUCUGACACCUGCAGAGGAAUCCUGUAGACGCAUGCGAGCCCACCUGCUUUCCAAGGAUUCGUCAUCCCUCUGAAUCGCCUCGCACCAACGCAUGGGUGGGGAAUGCCCAGCCUCACAAGCUGUGAAUAAUGCGCUGCACUGAGAGGGGAAUGCUACAGGCUCAUGGCAACCCUCAGCAACAUAGCAGUGCACUUGAAACUGGACCUUUGCAAAGACUGCAGGGACUUGUUUCUUUCUGUAUAUAAAUUAUAUUUCGUUCUACUUUGGGGCAAACCACUAUCUAACCAAAAUCUGUGCAGCAUGUCUGACCUGCUGGCUCUGGGAAGAGCUGGAGUGCUUGCUUUCAAGGAGAGUCCUAUGCGUUACAGGGCCCUGCGUGCACUCCCAGCUUUCUCUGCAAUGUUGCUAGGCUGUAUUUUGCUUUUCUGAGUUUUUAACACAGUGGCUUGUUUUUGCUCCCUCCCCUCUGUUAGCAGUGAGAACAAUGGACUCCAACCUUCAUGCAUGUCCUUUCAGCUAGCUUUAUCUCCAGGCCUCCUCUGGAGCCAUGCCCUCCUCUGCUUCCUCUGGGCUCCUUUUUCCCCUCCUGUCCCUGAAGGGCUGGAGUGAACAAACGGUACAGAGCACAGGACAGGCCUGGGAGAAGAGGAGAGGCUCUGGGUGCCAUCACUUCAAGUGGGGCCAGGGGAAAGCAGCUUCCCCAGUAAACUCAUCCCUCUGUUUCAGCUUGAGCUGGAGGCAUCCCUUGCUCACUGCCUUCAUGCUUCUGUGGCACAGCUCUGCCUGGUGAGCAAGGAGUGUCUCUGCUCUGUAUUCCCCCACGGAGGCUAAGCUGAGCAGGGCAGGAGGCUGGCAAAAGCUGUCUGGGGCAGGACAGCCCAGUCUUUGGAAGCUGGGGUGUCUGGGGCAGGCAGAGCCUGGCAUCUGUGGGCGCAGCAUAGGAACAGCAGCGUGAGAGGUGAGGGAGGGCUCUGGCCACUUGUGAUUUGCUGCAAAUGGUGCCAAAGGCUUUAGCUCAAGAUAUCUGGAUGGCUGAUCAGGCAACUAGCUGAUUAGUCAUUAAACGGGGGGAAAGGGCUGGAGCUGGGUUCAGCUCUUUGGCCUAAGCUGCAGAAAUGAGAUGAAACCAUCUAGAUACGGGAUAAACCCCCAUCACAUCUGGCCAGUGUCAGCUGCUGCGUUAAGCUAAAGUGCUCCACUAAGGCAAUCUUGCCAACUACCUGUCUGCAAGUGCUCUGGGGUAGGAAACAGGGUCAUUACUGUGAAAUAAAGAUUUAAUCAGCUGGGGAACCAUUUAAACUCUUCUCAGCCCUUCUUGGUGAAGCAAAUAAUCUCUGGAAUCCAAUUAUAAUUGUCUUCUAAUCUUUAAGAACCAGCAGCUGGCAGGAGCUAUAGCUCUGUCCUUGACAGCUUUCUGAGACAACUUGUGGCAGGAGGUGUGAAUAUCGGGAUGUGAGCAGGGAGUUCAGUCUGACUGGCUAGAGCUGUCAAAACAGGGCAUCGGAGCCCUGUGCAGCUUAGCUGGAAUUUGUCAGGGCUUUUUUACUGUGGGUUGGGUUUGUGCCUGAUGCUGUUCUAUCUAAAGGGAUGUUUCUGGUACUUUAUCAGGGGUGCCUGUCCCCACUCUGACCCCAAAUUGGAGGGGCUGCCUUGAAAAUGUUGAGGGUAGUUGAACUGUAGGUGUGAGUUGGGGGUUGCUGGUGUUAGGAGCCUCUGUCGCAGCCAAGAGCGAGCUCUGGUUCUUCAGGGACUGGGCAGGCGAGGAUGCUGUUAGGAAGAGCAGAGGCUGUUUGCUGUAGUAGUAGUAUGUGCUUUUUGGAUGUGUCUAUAAUCAUUCCCUCCAGAGGCUGAAGCUGUCUGUGUGCCCUUCUCCAAAGGGCACGGCAUAUUUUGCUGAUUGCACUUCUACCCUGCCCCUGCAGUCUGCUGUUAGUGGAGACCUGGGGGUCUCAGCUUUGCCUCUGAACAGAGAUGGGGCAGAGCCGAAGAUCAAGCAGCAGCACACAGAGCUGGGUCUGGUCCUGCUACCUCUGCUCUUACUUGCAUCAGGGCGAUUGCUGGGUGAAGUGUUUGUCCGUCCUAUCCCUCCUCUCCCCAUUGCCCAUAGCUUACCCGGGCAUACAUUUCUGUACGUGCGUCUGCUUGGCAAGGCAAUCUUCUUCCCAAGGCUAAAUACACUGCUCCUGAACAUAUGAGAGGAAUAUAACUCUUCUUUCCCCUGUCCCCCCUUACUGAUGGCUCUAGCUCAGUGACUCUGGCUUCUGGCACAGCUGAGACUUGCUUAGCUCUAAGGAAAAAUAUCUAUGGGGUAUCAGCCUGGCAUUCUGCAUGCCUCAGAUUUCUUCCCUACCAAAGGGGCAGAUGCAGUCUCCAGACAGGGCAGUCUCAGGAGGGGUUGGGUGCCCUGGACUUUUAGCCCUUUGUGCUGUCCUCCCAGUGCCGAGGAUGGUGGCGGCUAAUGGAUUUGGCAUCUAGGACACUUGGCUGUUGCAGUCCCAAUGUGUUCACACUGUCUCACAGGCACAGGGGAAUUUUAGUCAUGCUUGAAUGUGUCUCAUUUUUCUGCCCUGUGCAAUGACUCACAAGGAUACUUCCUCACAGAGCAGCCACUAACUGUUCCCAGAGUCUGUCAUUUCCAAAGUAUUUUUAAUCUUCGUCCUUAUUUAUAUAUGCUAUGUAUGUACUGUUUCAGACUGUUGCCUUUCUGUGUGUUCAUGUGAAAACCCCAUAUUAAAUGCUUUUAUUUUUA
Phalacrocorax carbo (great cormorant) is the source of this 4262-nucleotide messenger RNA. NCBI's taxonomy places the organism in Eukaryota, Metazoa, Chordata, Aves, Suliformes, Phalacrocoracidae. The record is from RefSeq and is a predicted model, not a curated record.